AUCUAAUGUUACGCACUCCGCCUCCACAUCAGCCCGAUCACCCCCCGGUCCUGCACACGCCGUAUUCUUACGUUCCAGAGAACCAGACACAAGCCUCCGGAGUAAGACAAAACCUAAAGCAGACGAGCCAGUGACCAAGUUCUCAGAAGAGAUGGCCUUGUGGGACUAUGAUGCUUGGGCCCGCGGGACCAUAUUUCAUGAUUUCACCUUUGCCCUCAUCUCUUGCUUACCAGGGCAUCUUCUUUUCUGUCUUCCGUUUCUCCCGUUUCCCGUGAUAUGUGUGGUUUUCUUUCUUGCCAUUCCCAUUUCCCUGUUUCUCUUUGAUUAUCAUCUUUCAUAUCUUUCCUUCUCUCUCCAAACCUUCCUCUUUAUCUUCUAAGCGCUUCGGAUUCCUUCAUCUUUCCAUGUCCAUUCUUUUUAUAACUUACUGUGUGAAACUUCGGGCAAGAAGCAUACCUGUAGUAUGUGGCCCUUUUUGACCAUAAUAGGGUCCUAAGAUGCUCUUAAGAGAGGAAGACCCUAGCGGGACCAGUGUUAUCAUGAUGCUGUGGUAGCGGUUUGAUAUCGGACAUAACACUGCUUGACCAGGUCUCAUAGUCCUAAUACAAUGCUGCAGGGUUUUACAUGAGCAGACCCGGAUUUCCUUGUCGCGGUGAGAGUGGACAGAGCUUGCAAU
Molecule: messenger RNA, 676 nt
Organism: Chaetomium strumarium
Lineage: Eukaryota; Fungi; Ascomycota; Sordariomycetes; Sordariales; Chaetomiaceae
Exons: 2
Coding region: 152-379 (75 amino acids)
Source: RefSeq, a predicted model, not a curated record